AUGGCUGCCAGACGAGGCUUGGGACUGCUCGGACUGCUCGCACAGACACGGACGACCGCACACGCCGUUCCCCAGCGACUCGCGCCGUCUCUCGUCGCCCACUCGUCCUCGUCCUCGGCACGCCUCACAUCGCCGACCUCGACGACUCCGCCGCGCCCGCAGUCGCCUGCAGGGCUCCAGCGACCGCAGAAACACAAGGCGAAGAAGUCCAAGUCGGGCAAGGAGCAGCCGUGGCGGAAAACUCGGCAAUCCUUCGACGCUCCGCUCUUGCCCGUAGGAUUGCGCACUCGGUCUACAGGAUGGGAGAGGCCGGCGGACGGCAAGGUGAUCGCGUUGACGACCGCCGAGUCGUACAACACGACCGAGCUGCUGCGCACCCUCCAGGACCAAGGUCUCCUCGAGGGCGCAGUCAACCUUCUCGGCGAAGCCAUCCUCCUUCCACGCUGGUCGCCCGCCUCAGCGACCUUCUUCGACCCGGACAACCUCCUCAGCGACCCGGCGCAGCAAGAGUCGGGCGAGGUGUACAUCUUCGAGAGCGGGACGAUCGUCCUCUGGGGACUGUCGAUGCAGGCGGCCGAGACGUUCUUGCGGAAAGUCAUUCGCGGAGGGUCGCAGAAGUUUGGCUUCGUCGAGAUCGGACGGUAUGGCGAGCCGGAGACGGAGGUGCUGGAGUACUGGGUCGGGAACGGCUCAACCCGCAUGGCUGGUGACUCCAUCAUCCUGUCAUCCGCACCCUCGGCCGCCGCGCCCAGCUCCGACUCCUCCUUCCCCUCACUCCAGACCCUGAUCUCGACGCAACCCGACGCCUCGCAUCCCAUACCUCCGAGCAAAGAGCUGCUCGAACGAUUGGCUUUUUCGGCGGGUAUGGCGAGGGUGACGAAGCUUGGCGUGUACGAGGAGCAGUUUGAUGCGUUUGCGGAGGGAGUCGCGAGGAUUCCGAAGCUGCUCGAGACGGGCUCGGAAGCGCCGGUCAAGAAGACAGACAUCAUCAAGCGAUUCGGCACGCUACACUCGUUCCGACAAAAGCUCAACCUGGAGGACGAGAACCUCCUCGACGAGCCAGAAUUCCUGUGGGAGGACGGUGACUUGCAUGGUCACUACACGGCUAUCUGCAAAGCGCUCGAGUUUGAGAACCGCCUAAGAACGCUGAACGACCGAGUCGACUACGCCUUCUCGCUCCAGACGACCCUGAUGGAGCUUCUCAACGCGCGGGUAUCGCACCGUCUCGAGUGGAUCAUCAUCAUUCUCAUCGCCUUCGAGAUCUCGCUCGUCCUGUAUCGCGAAGGCCUGCCCUUCCUGAACUCGCACUCGGAGGAAGACCCCUCUCGCGCUGCGUCCGUCUAG
Messenger RNA from Rhodotorula toruloides NP11, 1344 nucleotides. Its product is annotated as protein of unknown function DUF155. The coding region runs from base 1 to 1344 and encodes 447 amino acids. Gene Ontology annotation, biological process: positive regulation of mitochondrial translation. The record is from RefSeq and is a predicted model, not a curated record. The transcript has 6 exons. Lineage: Eukaryota; Fungi; Basidiomycota; Microbotryomycetes; Sporidiobolales; Sporidiobolaceae.